AUGACAGGCUUUAAGUCCGCAGAAAACAGCGAGCGCGCGAAUGGCAAUGGCGUGACGAUGGCACCAACGGCUGGGGAAGGCGCAUCUGCUGAUAGGAAUGGUCACUGUGAUCACUUUGACCACGUUGACUCCGUUGACUGCCUUGACUCGGUUGACCAGGGUGACAGAGGGAAGGAGCCAGCUGUCAUGUCGGUUGCGUCCAUGAUGCUGGAUGCUCAGGCUGACUUGCUUGACUCCCUUGAACGCCCUGAGAUACUGAGUAUCAUUGACGGCCUCACACCACCGCCAAUGGAGCGACCCAAGCUGGUGGUGGAGCUGGGCGCGGGCAUUGGCCGCUUCACUGCUGACCUGGCACGCAGGGCCACGUGGCUCACUGCCCUUGACUUCCUGCCGCACGCCCUUGCUGUGAACGUGCAAGCACAUGCCCACCAGCAUCCCAACGUUGACUUCGUCUGUGCUGACGUGGCAGAUGCCUCGUCAGCCGCCCUGCUGACGAGGCUGGCGCCUGACCUGGUGUUCUCCAAUUGGCUGCUCAUGUACCUCUCGGAUUCAGAGGUGCACGCCUUGGCGCAAGAGCUGCUGCGCGCCCUGCCCCCUGGAGGCUUAUUCUUCUUCCGCGAGUCCUGCCUGGAGCAGUCUGGCAGCCAGCAACGCCGCUCCAACCCCACCCACUACCGCCACCCGCUCUUCUACUGCCAGGCCUUCUCAGAAGCACAUCGCCCAAUCAACCAGCACCAGAGCCAUCCGCAGCAGCAGGGGCAGGAGAAGCAUGAGGGGCAGGAUGAGGGAGGGGAGGGGAGGUUCAGACUGAGGGAGAUGAGGAGCGUUGCAGCGUACUCCCGAGUGAAGGGUUUCCAGACGCAGGUGUGCUGGGUGUGGCAGAAAGUGCUACAGAGCAUUCACGAGGGACUUCACACCACCCAGAGCAGCAGGAAGGAGAGCAGGGAGAGCAAGGAGAACAAAGAGAAGGAGGAGAAGGAGGAGGAGAAGGAGGGGAGCGAGGAGGAGCAGCAGCAGUACAGCCUGGAGGGCAUCCUGCGCUACGAGCACAUCUACGGGCGUGGCUUCGUCAGCACUGGCGGUCGAGAUCUCCAAAGCCAUGAAAGCGCUCCCAUCACUCUGCCGAAAUACGCUGCCUCCCUGCCACCCCUCCCAGCAUCCACACUUGCUCUCCUCCCGCUGCUCUCGCUGACCCCCGAGCACCAAGUACUGGACGUGGGGUGUGGGCUGGGAGGCAGCGCUCUGCUUUUGACAUCCACACUCGCUCUCCUCCCGCUGCUCUCGCUGUCCCCCAAGCACCGGGUGCUGGACGUGGGGUGUGGGCUGGGAGGCAGUGCUCUGCUCAUGGCUGAGACGUAUGGCGCUAGCGUGCAUGCCAUCGACCUCUCUCCUACCAUGAUGCGCCCUCUCCCACAUCUUUUCUCCCACCCGCUCUACCAGAUCUCUCUUGCCAUUGAGCGAUCCCGCAGCAUUCGUGCUGCGGAUGCCACGUCAGCACCGACAUCCACGUCAGCAUCCGUGCCCGUGUUGCAGUUCGAAGUGGCUGACUGCCUGACCAGAGACUUCCCCAAUGCGUCCUUCGACUGCAUCUACACCCGCGACACGCUGCUGCACAUCCAGGCAAGUCAUCUAGAUGACAAGCCUUUCCUGUUCUCCCGCUUCCACCGCUGGCUCAAACCGGGCGGCAGAGUGCUGAUCACGGAUUACUGUAGUGGAAAGGACAAGGAGGAACAGUGGUCUCAAGAUUUUAAGAGCUACGUGGCACAACGCGGUUACCACCUGGUCACCGUCAGGCGCUACAGUGAGAUGCUCCAGGCAGCUGGUUUCCACGUGCUCAGGGCUGAAAAUCGAUCACAGCAGUUCCUUGGUAUUCUGGAGGAGGAGAAGGCUCGCUUGCUCUCUGACACUGGCAGCACACAGCCAUCAGCCUCGGUAACCCCACCACACCGCAUCACACCCACCAUCACACCGCAUCACACCCACCACACCGCAUCACACCCACCACCACACCGCAUCACACCCACCACACCGCAUCACACCCACCACACCGCAUCACACCCCCCACACCGCAUCACACCCACCACCACACCGCAUCACACCCAUCACACCGCAUCACACCCACCACCACACCGCAUCCCACCCACCACACCGCAUCACACCCACCACACCGCAUCCCACCCACCACACCGCAUCACACCCACCACCACACCGCAUCACACCCACCACACCGCAUCACACCCACCACCACACCGCAUCACACCCACCACACCGCAUCACACCCACCACCACACCGCAUCACACCCACCACACCGCAUCACACCCACCACCACACCGCAUCACACCCACCACACCGCAUCACACCCACCACCACACCGCAUCACACCCACCACACCGCAUCACACCCACCACCACACCGCAUCACACCCACCACACCGCAUCACACCCACCACCACACCGCAUCCCACCCACCACACCGCAUCACACCCACCACACCGCAUCCCACCCACCACACCGCAUCACACCCACCACCACACCGCAUCACACCCACCACACCGCAUCACACCCACCACCACACCACGCAUGGCACCUUGCUUGUCCAUCUAG
Closterium sp. NIES-65 is the source of this 2604-nucleotide messenger RNA. Lineage: Eukaryota; Viridiplantae; Streptophyta; Zygnematophyceae; Desmidiales; Closteriaceae. The record is from the annotation of a GenBank genome assembly.